This is a messenger RNA of Dibothriocephalus latus, 153 nucleotides long. Lineage: Eukaryota; Metazoa; Platyhelminthes; Cestoda; Diphyllobothriidea; Diphyllobothriidae. The record is from the annotation of a GenBank genome assembly.
GACGAGCCGCUCUUCAUGUCUCUGAUUGAGGAUCUGUUUCCGGGCAUUGUGUUGGACAAGUGCACUUACCCUGACCUCCAGAAAGCGGUCACCAACCAGGCGGAGAUACUGAACCUCGUCAACGAUCCGGCCUGGAACUUGAAGGUCGUCCAG